CCUGUAGUCACCAAUUCUGUAUUGAACAGCAGCCUAUUUGCCUGCUUGUUUACUAAUUUUCAUUCCCAACACACCUUUUGUUCCCUUCAGAACAGGUGAAGAAGUCAGAGAUCCGCCACGGCAAAGCCUGCUCGGGUGAACCAACCAUACGACGUGCAUUGGAAAGCCUUAGACUUUGAGUAGACCAAGAUGGAGAGAUUCAAUGGCUGGUGUUGUAGAUGGGCUGUCUCCAGAGACAGGCCGCAUUGAUGAGGCACAUUUACUGCAGAAGUACCGAAGGAAUGCCCGAAUUGCCAAUCUCAUCAGAAGCUCCUCUGAUGCCAAAUUGCGUCAGGCCAUUGCGGCCUGUGGCAGAGACUGGCAACAAGCUUUGGCCUUGCUGGAAGGUGCCCGUCGAGGCGCGCUGCGUUUGCAGAUCCUGGGCUUCAAUGCCGCAAUGCGAUGUUGUGAGAGGGCUGGGCAAUGGCAGUUGGCAGUGGAUCUUUCAGAUCAGUUCCAGAAGGAGGGGAUCACGCUGAACAAAUUUGCCAAUGAGAUCCUCUUGACCGCUGGCGGUAUCUCUGGACGUUGGUCCUUGGCGCUCGAGAAGCUUUGGACUCUGUGUGCUUGUGCCGAAGAGGAGGUCUUUGAGGCACCAGAUCAUGUGACGUUCAACUGUGCCAUCUCUGCCUGCGCCCGCGGAGACUCUGCCGCCUGGCAUGCAGCUGUCAGCGUGUUUGCUGGCCUACGCAAGCAGAGUGUGCAGCCGAGCGACGUGACCUUCAACGCCAGCUCCAGUGCUUGUGCUUCUGCGGCUGCCUGGAGAGCAGCCAUGAGUUUUUUGGAGCAGCUGGAAGACCCGAGGGGCCGCACUUCCGGCCCGAGCGUGGCAGGCACGCGACUGGCUGGAGAGCUACUUGAGGAUGAGCAGAGGAAUCUCCAGCUUGCACAGCUUGUAUCUGUGGGCGAAGUGGCACAGCUUGAGGAGAGUUUCAGGAACACGGGACAAGCUGGUCGCAACCGGCUGAACUCUAUGGUCAACCGCUGGGCGCCUUCCAUCAACCAAGCCGUGGUGAGCUGUGCGGAGGCAAGAAGGCCCAGCUUCCACAAGGUCUCCGUUUGGCAGCCUGCCUUGCUCGCAGUUGCAAACGCUGCACAGUGCGGCCUCUUCAGUCCGACCAUCUACACCUACAACUCCUUGGCCACAGCUUGCUUGCGUUGUCAUGCUUGGUCAUGGGGGCUGCUGCUUUUGGGCGAUGCUAGGAGCAAGGGCUUGCGCUUGGAUGCCUUCAGCGCAGCUUCUGCCUUCAGCAGCUGCCAAACCGAGAAGCAGUGGCAGGUCACCUCAAAGAUUUUGCAGAGCUUACGAGUCGGCGAAGAUGAAGGGGUAGCACUGGACCUGGUGGUGGCCAGCUCUGCAAUGACAUCUUUCGAGAAAGGCGACAGAUGGCAAGAUGCCAUUGUCCUCUUUGUUUCCUCCGCGCUACAAGCGAGGCUUUCACACAAUGUGGUGAGCUGCAGUUCUGCCAUCACUGCUUGUGAAGCAGGCGAUUGGUGGCCAGGCGCCUUUGCCUUGCUUCAGCAGAUGGGCACUGCAGCUUUGAGGCCGAAUGCAGUCAGCUACCAGGCCGCCUUGAGCUCCACCAAAGAAACAUGGCGUUGUGCUUUGAGUAGCUUCAGAUUCAUGGAGCGGGAAGGCAUCAAAUGGACAGUGCUCGGCUGUGAGCAUGUGAUUCGUGCCUGCGAGCAUCGUGGCGAGUUGGGUGUUGUGAGACAGCUUUUGGAGCUGGUUCGGAAGAAGAAUGAUUGGGCCAUUGGGCGCCCGCGAUCCAGGUGGAGAAAAGCUUCACCAGGGCGUCGAAGGCCUCCAAGAGAGCUGCGAAAAAAGGGAUCUCUUGGCUUUGAGCGGCCGCGCGGACCUUUGGGUAUUCAAGAGACAUCAGAGACAUCACUGACAAGUGAGCAACAGAGAUUGGUUGAGAGCAAGCGUGACGGCGUGACGUCAGUCCAAGUUGUCAAGCAGUUCUCUCAUGUUUUUUUUUUUUUUUCUCUUGCAGAGGAAUGAGGGAUGGUGAGGCAAACAUCUAAACAUGAGAGGCUACCC
Molecule: messenger RNA, 2083 nt
Organism: Durusdinium trenchii
Lineage: Eukaryota; Dinophyceae; Suessiales; Symbiodiniaceae
Source: the annotation of a GenBank genome assembly